GUUUUCUUAUCACUUCAGUUUCCGAAAAGGAAAGGAUUACUCCUGUAGUUUUACUUUUCAAAGAUUCCCAUAUUAUAUAAACACGAAGCUAAGCAUGUAACUCCACACCAUAAUAUCAUACAUUAUGCAAUUGCUUACCUUUCUGAAAUGGAGACUCAAAACUUGUCCUUCAUCUUUAUUCCACUCUCGCUAUUUAUUUCCUUCAUCUUCCUUCUAUUUCAGAUAUGGAAGGACUCAAAAACAACCCUUAAAAAAAGAUUGCCUCCAGGGCCAUGGGGGCUACCUUUUAUUGGGAAUUUGCACCAAUUAAUGAAUGGUUGCCGACCGCAUCAUACUCUAAGAAGUCUAUCACAGAAAUAUGGACCCAUCAUCCACUUACGUCUUGGAGAAAUAUCAACUGUUAUUGUAUCUUCACCUGAAAUGGCGAAAGAAAUUUUGAAAACUCAAGAUCUCCAGUUUGCAAGUAGGCCUGCACUUAUGCAUGGAGAUAUUGUUUUCUAUAAUCACACAGACAUAGGAACUUGUCCAUACGGCGAUUACUGGAGAAAUAUGCGCAAAGUGUGCACCUCGGAACUUCUUAGCUCGAAGAUGGUCAAAUCAUUUAGCUCAAUUCGACAAGCUGAGAUGUCAAGUGUUAUUUCAUCGAUUAAUACCAUGCCUGGUGACUUGAUCAACCUAUCAGGCAAAUUUAAGUGGUUUACAAGUUGUGUAACUUGUAGGUCUGUUUGCGGAAAAGUGGUCCAUGAUCAAGAUAAGUUGAUAAUGUUAGUGAAGGACGUAAUGUCAUUUUACAUAGGAUUUGAAUUGGCUGAUAUGUUCCCUUCGCGAAAGUGGCUUCAUAAUUUCAAUGGAUUGAAGUCCAAAUUGAUGAAGGCUCACGCAAAGGUGGAUGUACUUUUGGAGAAUAUCAUUAAUGAACAUAAGGAAAAUCAAGCAAAUGGUAAAAAGGGUAAUAGUGAGUCUGGAGGUGAAGAUUUGAUUGAUGUUUUACUAAGAGUCAUGGAAAGUGGAGAAGGAGGAACCCAAUCACAAAUAAGAAUAUCAAAGCAGUUAUUUUUGACUUGUUCAUCGCAGGAGCUGAAACAUCAUCUUCAACAAUUAUUUGGACAAUGGCAGAAUUGAUAAGAAAUCCAAGUGUCAUGGCUAAAGCACAACUUGAAGUUAGAGAAGUCUUAAAGGGAAAGAAAACAUUUGAGGAUACUGAUUUGGAAGAGUUGAAGUAUCUAAAAUUAGUAAUUAAAGAAUCAUUAAGGCUACAUCCUCCGGAAAGCCACCUGGUAAUUGGAAUUAGUGUAAUUACUAGGGUAGUAAUUACACAGCCUAGUAAUUACACAGUAGUGUAAUUACAACGACCUGUUUGUUUGUCAUAACGUAAUUACAGUGUAAUUACAAGCGUGUUGUUUGGUUGCACAAGUGUAAUUACACAGUCAGUUUAAUUUAAAAAUAAAAUUUAAUUAUAAAAAAUUUAAAAUUAAUAUUUUAA
Molecule: messenger RNA, 1483 nt
Organism: Lycium barbarum (goji berry)
Lineage: Eukaryota; Viridiplantae; Streptophyta; Magnoliopsida; Solanales; Solanaceae
Product: premnaspirodiene oxygenase-like
Exons: 2
Coding region: 148-1122 (324 amino acids)
Molecular function (GO): heme binding; monooxygenase activity; iron ion binding
Source: RefSeq, a predicted model, not a curated record